GUCGCCGGUUGCAGCUCUCCGCGCGCGACGCCUAUCCCGGCCCGUCCACGUCUCCGUCUCCGUCUCCGCUCCGCUACGCUCGCCGCCCGGUCCGCCACCUGCGCGAGAGUUCGUCGGGAUUUCUCAGGUUCUUUGGAAUAAAAGAGGAAAAUCAUAAAUGGAUAUCAUGCAGACAAGUGAUUCUUCACAAUAUGGAAUUGUAGAAAACAGCCCUUAUAGAAUUCCCUAUGAUAGACAUGCUGAAGAUGUCAACCUUGGUGCUUCAUGGUAUUUUAGUAGAAAAGAAAUAGAGGAGAAUUCCCUUUCAAGAAGAGAUGGCAUUGAUCUAAAGAAGGAGUCUUACCUUCGCAAGUCAUACUGCACUUAUCUUCAGGAAUUGGGUGUGAGGCUUAAAGUGCCUCCAGUGACAAUUGCUACAGCUGUAGUAUUCUGUCAUCGGUUUUUCCUUCGUCAAUCUCAUGCCAGAAAUGAUAGAAUGACAAUAGCCACAGUUUGCAUGUUCUUGGCGGGUAAAGUUGAAGAAACACCAAGACCGCUGAAGGAUGUCAUACUUAUUUCUUAUGAGGUCAUCCACAAGAAGGAUCCUGCUGCCGUUGCUCGAAUUAAGCAAAAGGAAGUGUACGAAAAACAGAAGGAACUUCUUUUAAUUGGGGAGCGGGUUGUGCUUGUAACACUUGAUUUUGACCUGAAUAUACACCAUCCUUACAAGCCCUUGGUUAAAGCAAUAGAGAAGUUCAACAAGGUUGCUCAAAAGGCACUUGCUCAAGCUGCCUGGAGUUUCGUCAAUGAUGGGCUGCGUACUUCACUUUGCUUGCAAUUUAAGCCCCAACAUAUUGCGGCCGGCGCAAUCUUCCUUGCCACGAAGUUCCUUAAAAUCAAGCUUCCAGCAGAUGGCGAGAAUUUCUGGUUGCAACAGUUUGAUGUAACCCCGCGUCAGUUGGAAGAGGUUAGCAACCAAAUGUUGGAGCUCUACGGGCCACCACCAGGGCAAGAUACUAAAGACAGCCCUGCAAGUGUGUCUGCUCUAGAGGAAGCUCCUGGAGCUUCCAAGGAGCCUUCCUCCCAGGAAAAUGAUGAAGCAUCCACACAAUCGAGCAUGCCAGGCCGUCACGGACCUGAAAAGCCAAGCUCGGGGAUACCCGCGAACGAAUCAUGUGGUGUUACCGUCACUAGCAAUGAAGGCCCCAGCAUGUUGUCAUCAACAGCGGAUGCAAUGAAAAAGUUAGACAAGGAUAAGGUUAAAGCUGCACCAGAGAAACAUGGGGAUUCGAAUGGUGAUGCUGGUAGAAAGGUUGACGCCGUGGACGGUGCGGACCUAAUUGGGAGCGAGGUGGAGCGCGGUGUGGAGCUGGCUGCAGAGGAUGAGGGGAAUACAGAGGAGAGAAGGCAGAGCUUGCCCAACCCCCCUCACCGAGAGGAUCACCAGAACGUCGCUGGCACAGCAGAGGACACGGAAGAGGAUCACCAGAACGUCGUUGGCACAGCAGAGGACACCGAAGAGGACCACCAGAACGUCGCUGGCAUGGCAGAGGAUACUGAAGAGGGCGAGCUGUCCAUGGACAUCCAGGAGCACCUUUAUCCUGAGCUCGACAGCCGAAAGAGGAAGGACGUGCAAGAGCAUGUGAGCCGCAACGGCAGCGAAAGGGACCUCAAAAGGCCAAGGUCAUAACAAUCGAGUAUUUGUCCAAACGGCAUUGUGCUAUGGAACGCGAGUGUUAAACCUGUUUUUUGGCACUCGGUGCUUGCUCGUUGUGUUGGGAGAGUUGAACUGUACUGUACUAUAAUUUGAAAAAAGAUGGUGUCCCCA
Molecule: messenger RNA, 1807 nt
Organism: Lolium rigidum
Lineage: Eukaryota; Viridiplantae; Streptophyta; Magnoliopsida; Poales; Poaceae
Product: cyclin-T1-3-like
Exons: 7
Coding region: 158-1669 (503 amino acids)
Biological process (GO): positive regulation of DNA-templated transcription, elongation; regulation of transcription by RNA polymerase II
Cellular component (GO): cyclin/CDK positive transcription elongation factor complex; nucleus
Molecular function (GO): cyclin-dependent protein serine/threonine kinase activator activity
Source: RefSeq, a predicted model, not a curated record